CCUAUCCUCUUCAUUUUCCACUGAACGUUUGUUGAAAUUGGAGUUACUGCAACUUGCUUCGUUACGAUCGAGAGCAUGUAACGUAUCUUUUGAAACAUUACUUUUAGAACUGCAAAAUAUAUGUAUAUUUAAAAAUAAUUAUCUAUUUUAUAUGUAUUGUAAAUUGUUGGUAUAGAAAUUGUAGAAUCGUUGAAUAGAAAUUGUAGACUUACGGCCUAGAAUCAUUGAGUCAUUUAAGAAUUCCAUUUGGUCAUAGUACCGAAAACCAUCUUUCUUUUUCUCAGUUACUGGUGCUUCUGAAUCACUGGGUAUAUCAUUCUCUUUAUUUCUAGCUUUCUUAGAGUCACGAAGGUUUCUCCAGCGCUUUUUAAUUACCUCCACUUCGAACUUAUCUAAAAAUUUGUAAAUAUAUAUUUCAUAAAACAUUUUUACUACAAAAAAUAUACCUACAUUUUAAAUAUUAAAAUAAAUAUUACCGUUUAUUUCUUUUUUAACUUCAAGCCAUGCUUCUUUGACAAUUAAUGGACUUUUUUUUUUUUCACUGGGAUGGUGUGAUUCCACAGACAAGGUCUUUUCAUAACAGCAUUUAGUAGCAAUUCAUCAUACUCAGCCCAGGUUUUAUCUUCUUUGUUUCGGGUUUUUUUCUUUCCAACAGAUGAGCAAGGUUGUUCAUCAUUCUCACUAACGUCAUCGUUAACCACUUCUUUUGACUCUUGAACCAUGUCUGCUGGACCAGUAAUAAUUAACUUACUUUUACGACAAACUUAGUAUAAACUACAGAUUAUGUGUAAUGAAAAAUAAGGACACACACGCAUAUUUAAAGAAACCAAGAAUAAACUAAUCUCUAAAUAAACAAUUAAAUUUGUCGAAGUAAAUGUUUUCUUUUGUAACAUCAAUAUUUGCGAAGCAUGAAUGAUUCAAAUAAUUAUAAUUUUUUGGGGGUAGCAUGUAGCUACAAUACGUGCAUUUGUAAUACUUGAACAAAAAACAAACAACAUUACUAUAGAUCUACAGAUAUUAAAAUAAUUUUUAAAUAAUAUUGAAUGUUUUUUUAUAUAUACUUACAUUAGAAUCUGCUUCAUUCGUUAAAAGAUCACGCGACUCCAUCAUAUCCAUAUAUUAUCUUUUAUAUGUUCUCAAGUAACAGAACUGAUUUUAUACACAUUUUUUAAAUGUUUAUAAAACGUAUCUAACGUUUUGUGAACGUUUAAAAAAUGUUUAUAAAAUUAGUUGUGUUACUUAGGUUAACCUCAACCGACUAGAAUACAACAGACUGAACGCAAUAGUACUCUUUUAUUUCGCAGCACCUACACUGCCUGACACAAUACGGAUUGCGGAAUACCGCUGAUUGGUUGCUUCAAUGACGCACUCUCUAUUUUGCAGUCCUAUUACGCACCGUGGUUGCGUUCUUAAAUUGGCAACGGAUGUAGCUAGAUAUAUCUGUUGCACAGUUGCAUUCUUAAAUUCUCAACAGAUGUAGCUGAAUGCAUCUUAUUGUGCAUUAUUGUGAGUGUUAAGUGUAGACACGUUUAUUUUAAUCUAAAAAAUCAAACAAUAAAAUGUUAUUAAUUGAAGUUGAUUUUGCAAAUGAACCAUGGCCAAUUAUUAAAGACAUUGUAUCAACAAAAAUGUACGAGCGAUUUUGCAAUGAUACAACACUAAGUAAGGAUUAUCACGAGAUGCUAUUAAAACAAAGACAUAUUUCUUAUUCACCAGUCUUAGAUAAAGGUACCUUAAUAGAAAUGGAUAUUACUGGUGGAAAAUACAAAUAUAAAGAGUUAAUAACAGCAAACAUGUUUCUACGAAUGCAUAAUGAUACUACAUUGAAAGAAGAUUGGAAAGAAAUGCUUUCACUGAAAAUGAAUAUAAAAUGUGAAAAUGAUGAAAUGGAUGAAUUUAUCUGUACUGAUAAAAAUAAAAAUAAUACUUCCUGAAUGUAGUGAAUCUAGUUCAUCCACCUCAUUUAUAUAUACUCCGUCGGCUUUAGAUGAUGUUCAAUGGCUACCCAAAAAAACGUGGUUUUUCAUCGAAGAACGUUUCAAACGUGAAAAAAAGUUUCAGGAUCCUAAAUCUCAUGUUGAUAAAUAUUGGAAUAAAAUUCUUCAGUUAAUGAUUAGUAAUGGUUAUACGGAGUGUAAAGAAAAAGGGAUACAUGGCUUAAAAACAAAAUUUAAAAAUCUUAUGGUUACCUACAGAAGAAAUGCAGAUAAAA
Molecule: messenger RNA, 2212 nt
Organism: Monomorium pharaonis (pharaoh ant)
Lineage: Eukaryota; Metazoa; Arthropoda; Insecta; Hymenoptera; Formicidae
Exons: 3
Coding region: 1560-1934 (124 amino acids)
Source: RefSeq, a predicted model, not a curated record